Messenger RNA from Chiroxiphia lanceolata (lance-tailed manakin), 965 nucleotides. It is a transcript of the gene PNP, whose product is annotated as purine nucleoside phosphorylase. Gene Ontology annotation, molecular function: purine-nucleoside phosphorylase activity. The record is from RefSeq and is a predicted model, not a curated record. The transcript has 6 exons. Lineage: Eukaryota; Metazoa; Chordata; Aves; Passeriformes; Pipridae. Gene Ontology annotation, biological process: nucleoside metabolic process. Gene Ontology annotation, cellular component: cytoplasm. The coding region runs from base 69 to 965 and encodes 298 amino acids.
CCCGCGCGCGGUGACGUCACGGGUAUAUAAUCGGCGGGCGGGGGGGGCGGUGGCGCAUUCACUGCUCGAUGGAGGGGAGCUACGAGGCCUGUGCAGAGGCGGCGGCCUGGCUGCGGGCCCGGCUCCAGGAGCCCCCCAGGGUCGCCCUGGUCUGUGGGUCGGGGCUGGGGGCUCUGGCCCAGGAGCUCACGGACCCCCAGAGCUUCGACUACGCCGACAUCCCCCACUUCCCGCGCAGCACCGUGCAGGGCCACGCCGGGCGGUUGGUGGUCGGGCGCCUGGGGGCGGGGCCUUGCGCCGUCCUGCAGGGCCGCUUCCACCUGUACGAGGGGUACAGCCCCGCCCAGGUGGUGAUGCCGGUGCGCACCCUGGCCCUGCUGGGCGUCCACACGCUGGUGCUGACCAACGCCGCGGGCGCCCUGAGCCCCGGGCUGGCCCCCGGCCACCUCCUGGUCAUCCGCGACCACAUCGACCUGCCCGGGCUGGCCGGGCGCAGCCCCUUGGUGGGGCCCAACGACGAGAGGUUUGGGCCGCGCUUCCCGGCCAUGACGGACGGAUAUGACCCCGCCCUGCGGCGCCUGGCGCUGGCCCUGGCCCCGCCCGAGCUCCACGCCCGCCCGGGGGUCUACGUGGGCGUGGGAGGGCCCAGCUACGAGACCUGGGCCGAGUGUCGGCUCCUGCGGCGCCUCGGCGCCGACGCCGUCGGGAUGAGCACGGUGUCGGAGGCGGCGGCGGCGCGGCACUGCGGCCUGCGCGUGCUGGGUCUGUCCCUCAUCACCAACGCGGCCCCGGGCGACGCCGACGAGGAGGAGGAGGCGAAGGGCAGCGGUGGGGCGGGGCCGGCGGCCGAGGCCACGCCCCCCGGGCACGAGGAGGUGCUGGCGGCGGCCCAGGAAGGGGCGCGGCACCUCCGCCGGCUCCUGCUGGCCCUGGCACCGCGCCUGGCAGAGGGGGCACGGGCGUAG